CCGCGCUCAGCUCCGUUUUGGGUCCACUUUCAGAAGCGGAGCCAGUUCAAAGAAAAAACAAAAGUUUCCUACCGUGCGAUUCGUAUAUUAAACGAAUCUUGUGUGUGAUACAAAUUGCCAAAAGAAACAUGAAGCUCGUCCUCGUUCUGGCAACAGCGUUGUGCGUGGUGACAGUCAGCUCGUAUCCGCUUCCCGAAGGAGAAGCCUUCAACAUGAGACGUCUUCAGUCCGAGGCACUCGAUCGGCUGGUGAUGGUCGAAGCCGACAACGAGACCGCCCUGAGAAGCAAAAGGACAAUCGGUAUCCUGCGAGAACUGUUCCCCGAGGUUUCUCAGGACGUGAACCCGGAAGCGGAGGACAGGGUGAACGAGGUGGCAGCCGAGUCGCAGAACAACGAGGUGAAAGUUCAAUUCGCCGACGAGCCGAACAGCAACGACGCGGCACCGUUGACACCGUUGGACGAGGCGGAAGGUGAAGACGACGAGAACAGAAACAAGAGGUUCCUCAACUUCGGCUUCGGAGGAUCGGGAGGUUCCGGAAGCGGCGCCGGUUCUGGAAACUUCCUCUUCGACAUAAUCAGGCAAGCGGCCGACGGGGCGGCAAGAGCGGCGGGCACGGUGUACCGCGUGGUGGCAGGUACGCAGAGCCUAGGGCUCGGCUUAAGCGCCUCUCGGGACUUGAGCCCGGUUCCCCAAGGUGCCGCCCCUGCUGCCGCUCCAGCUGGUUCCUCGUCCACGGCGGGAUCCUCGACCAGUGCACCGGCCGCGUCAGAAGCCGGCAACCUACCACCGCUCGUGGCCGGAAGUGGAGGAAACUCUUCUGGCGGCGUCGCUGGAAAGGCCGAGGAAACUCCGGAAGCGGUUCCUGGACCAGUUACCAGGUUGUUUGUCAUCGCGAACAGAGGAAUUUCGAACCUUAUUCAGGAUCUCAUUCUUCGUCUGGCAGCGACAAGCGAGCGCAUCGUGAACUUCAAGGCGAGAUUGAUCACUUCCAUCAUUUAGAGGUCAACGCCGCGCGACAGCGAUAGGAUGUGGAAGUACAAGAAAAGUAUCGAUGGUCCUGAAAACUCUCGGGAGCCACGUGGGAGCCAUUUAGCCGAGCCGUGAUCGUUCUCCAAGCUGGAACACGGGUACGACGUUGGCAACGCGGCCAGCCUCACGCGUUGCCCCCUUGUCCCCGAGGUCCGACGUGUCACGUCGAUGAUUAGCGUAAUCGUCCACGUGAAACAAUUAUAAAAGGCGUAAACCUCGCGACUCCGAGUUCAUUCGUCACAUCAGAUCGCGCGGCGAUCACCUGUCUCUCCUCCGCCUAUCCUCCUGCCUCGCUUCUCUUUCUAUUCUCUCUUUCUUCGUUUCCUAUCUCUCGUCCUCCAACGUGUAAUUUUUUUUCUCUCUAAUC
Habropoda laboriosa is the source of this 1398-nucleotide messenger RNA. RefSeq lists its product as uncharacterized. The record is from RefSeq and is a predicted model, not a curated record. The coding region runs from base 129 to 1001 and encodes 290 amino acids. The transcript is spliced from 7 exons. Lineage: Eukaryota; Metazoa; Arthropoda; Insecta; Hymenoptera; Apidae.